This is a messenger RNA of Schistosoma rodhaini, 1479 nucleotides long. Lineage: Eukaryota; Metazoa; Platyhelminthes; Trematoda; Strigeidida; Schistosomatidae. The record is from the annotation of a GenBank genome assembly.
AUGAGACGACUGAAGUUCUUUUUGCCAUAUUGUGUCAUAACUUUGGGGAGUUCGUUUCCUUUUGGAUAUCACACUGGGGUGAUAAAUGCACCUGCUGAUCUGAUUAAAAGCUUCAUAAAUACUACUCUAGCUGCUAGGUCAGUCACAUGUGAUGAACGUUUCAUCGACUUGUUGUGGUCACUUUGUGUUACGUCCUUCCUUCUUGGAGGUUUUUUUGGAGGCUUGAUUGGUGGCGUUUUGGCUAACAAGUUGGGCCGAAAAAAAUCACUAUUCCUGCUGUCUAUCCCAACAGUAAUUGGAUCACUCCUAAUGAUGUUUUCGAAAAUGGCAGAAUCUUUCGAAAUGAUUAUAAUUGGGAGAUUUACAAUUGGGAUCGCUUGUGGUGCUCACACGGUCGUUGGGCCUAUGUUUCUGUCGGAAAUAGCUCCAGUUAAUUUCCGCGGAGCUGCGGGAACUUUCAAUCAGUUUGUGAUUGUUUCCGCUAUAUUGUUGUCACAAGUACUUAGUCUGCCUGAAGUGAUGGGGACAACGGAAUUAUGGCCAUAUCUACUUGCUUUAUGUACCGUUUCCAGCGUCAUACAUAUUCUACUCCUGUUCACUUGUCCUGAAAGUCCUACUUACUUAUACAUUGUUAAAGGUGAUCGUCGAAGGUCAGAAAAUGCAUUAGUUUACCUUAGAGGGCAAGAUUGUGAUGUACAUGCUGAAUUAGAACUACUAAAAUUGGAGACGGAACAGUCAUCUACACACAAAUCAAAUGUUUGUGACCUACUGCGUAUUCCAUACUUGCGUUGGGGACUGAUUGUAGCUUUGGUACCACAUAUUGGCCAACAGUUUUCCGGUAUAAAUGGAAUUCUUUACUACUUUGUAAGUUUAUUCAUAUCGAAUGGGUUAACAAAACAAGUUGCAAGCUAUGCAAAUCUUGGAACUGGAGUUACAAUUCUAAUCGGUGCAUUCUCAUCCAUAUUUGUUAUCGAUCGGAAAGGCAGACGUCCUUUAUUAAUGUUUGGAAUAUCAGUUUGCCUUUUUAGCCUCUUACUAUUCACCUUAACUUUGAUUAUUAAACAAGUGACUGAAAUCAAUAAACUUACAAUUAUAUCUAUUGUAUUGACGUAUACGUUUUUAUUUGGAUUUUCAGUGAGUUUAGGUUCUAUCCCAUGGUUUUUGGUUUCUGAAUUGUUUACGCAAGAAAAUCGUGAUGCUGCUGUCUCUAUUGCUGCAGCAACUAACUGGUUAUGCAAUGCCAUUGUAGCGUUAAUAUUCCCUCAGUUGGUUAUCUAUAUUGGUAUUUAUGCUUUUAUACCGUUUAUAUGUGCAUUGUUAGUUGUAUUAAUAUUUGUCGGAUUGUAUCUACCCGAAACGAAAGGAAAAACGCCAGCUUCCAUCGAAGAUUAUUUUAUGCGUGUUUGUGGUUUUCGUGGCACAGAAUCACAUGAAAAUCCAACAUUUACAGAUAUAAUAGAUGAUACAACACAAUCUUAA